AUGGCAUCCAUAGUAGUAGGUUCUAACGCACUUGGUGCUAGUCACUUUGCGUAUGCUAGAGGCACAGCCAUAGGAGUAGCACUGAGUGCACAUGUUGCCAUGUACAAAGUCCGCUGGUCGACAAGCACAGCUGAGAUUUUAGCCAACAACGUGCUCGCUGGCAUGGACCAAGCAAUUGCCGACGGGGUAGAUGUCAUGCCUUUGUCUCUAGCCUUACCCAAAACACUUUAUUUUGAGAAUGUCAUAGCCAUUACAUCGCUUUCAGCAAUAGAGAAAGGGAUUGUCGUCGUCUGUGCUGCUGGAAAUGAAGGGGCUCGGAACACAACAUUCAAUGGAGCACCAUGGAUCAUCACAGUAGGUGCUGGUACUAUUGACCGAAACAAUGUCGCAUCACUAAACCUAGAAAAUGGGUUAACCAUUGAAGGCACGCCAUACUUCCUAGCGAGUGUUUACAUUACCAACACAUCUAUUUAUUAUGGGAAAGGCAACCUAAACAGAGCAAUAUGCAAUGUUUCAGCUUUAGAUUCAGAAGAGAUUGCUGGAAAGGCAGUCCUAUGUGAUAAGAGCCUUAACAUUGACAUAUUUGGAAAGAUGAAGGAAGUUAAAAGGGCAGGUGGAUACGCAGGAAUAUUCGUGGGGGACAUGGUGACUUUAGAUCCACAGUACUACAUUCCUGCCCAGUUUUCCAUUCCUAGCCUGGUUCUGCAUACUAAUUAUGGGGCUUCAGUAAAGGAGUAUGUAACCAGUGAAAAUAACGUAAAGGUAAAGAGCAUGAAGUUCGUGAUAACGACUUUGGGGACAAAACCUGCACCUCAAGUAGCCUUUUUUUCUUCAAGAGGACCUGAUCCAAUUAACCCAGGUGUUCUAAAACCAGAUAUCCUCGCUCCAUGGCAAGAUGUUCUGGCAAUAGUUGUACCCAAGAAGGCAUAUUUCAAAGUAGGCAACUAUAAUAUGGUCACUGAUUAUGGAUUCAUCUCAGGGACAUCAAUGGCAACUCCCCAUGUUAUAGGAGUUACAACAUUACUAAAGGUCAUCCACCAUGAUUGGAGCCCUGCAGCCAUCCGAUUAGCUAUCAUGACCACUGCAAAUACACUUGACAAUACAGACACAGCCUUGAAAGACCAAUUAACUGGACUGCGUGCCACACCUCUGGACUUCGGGGCUGGCCGUGUCAAUCUGAACAAAGCAAUGAAUCUUGGGUUGAUCUACAACGUGGGUUUCCAAGAUUACGUUGACUUCUUGUGCCGUCUUGGCUACAAUAAGAAGCAAAUGAGUGAUGUCCUUAGAAGAAAUCAGUGGAGUUGCAACCAAAAUCCCAACGAUCUCAAUUACCCUUCUUUCAUCGCUAUAUUUCCCAAAAACGCCAGCUCCAUAACAACAGAAACCUUCAACAGCGUUAUGACGAACAUGGGAGAUGAUACAGCCAUUUAUUGA
Molecule: messenger RNA, 1434 nt
Organism: Camellia sinensis
Lineage: Eukaryota; Viridiplantae; Streptophyta; Magnoliopsida; Ericales; Theaceae
Source: RefSeq, a predicted model, not a curated record